AGUGCGGCAGCUACUGUAGCUGGUAUUCUUCUUCUCAGUCAUCCAAGACUCAGAGAUAACCAUGCAGCAGGCUGGAGCGUGUCACCUGCCAAAUGAAGACGUGGAAGUCCUGAAUUCUGAGUAUGGAAAGAACGUGAUUAAACUCCUUCGCAUUAGGAGAGAAGACAAGAAACACUUUAUUAAAGAAGUGGAGGCUUGCGUGCAUAUUAGCCUAGAUUCUGUCAAUGAGUACUUGCAUGGAGAUAAUUCUGCAGUUAUCCCUACAGACACCAUGAAGAACAUCGUACUUGCUUUGGCAAAAUGCAAAGGGAUCAACACUAUAGAACAGUUUGCCCUUGAUAUCUGCAAUCACCUCAUUUCAUCAUAUUCUCACGUGAUGCAUGUCAAGGUCUAUGUACAAGAGGUACCAUGGCGGCAUCUGGAAAAGAAUGGUGUCCCCCAUGCCCAUGCCUUUAUCUGUGUUCCUGAAGGGAUUCGUUUUUGUGAAGCUGAACAGUGUCAAAAAGGUUGCCCACUUGUUAUCUCUGGAAUUAAAGAGCUGAAACUCAAGAAAACAACGCAAUCUGGAUUCCAAGGCUUCCAUAGGGACAAAUACACCACAAUUCCUGAUCGGAGCGACAGGGUUUUAAGUGCAGAACUAUUCUGCAAGUGGUUCUAUGGCAAGUGCCAAGAUAUUGACUUUGACUGCAUAUGGGACACUGUUCAUGAGUGUGUCCUUGAGGCAUUUUCUGGGCCCCCUGAGUGUGGGCAAUACUCACCCUCACACCAGAAGACUGUCAACAAUAUUCAGAUGCUCAUCCUGGGAAGAGUUCCACAGAUACAGGAGACUGAAGUCACCUUGAACAACUUUUAUUAUAAUGUUGUAGACCUGCAGAAAUUUGGAUUGACCAAUGACAAGGAGGUUCUGAUCCCGGUGGACAUUCCCUAUGCUUCUUAUACAUGCACUCUCGGUAGGAAGAAGUGCUUCAAAGAGCAAGCCUGAAAUGCAAGAGAUAAGCAGCAUGUCAAUUGGAUGGAUGUUUUGACAAGGGACCAACUAAACAUGGGAUCCAUUCACAUAAAUAGGACAAACUUACUUUGUGGCUUUCUUUUCAGAAUGUAUCCAUUCCAUUCAUUGAUCUGACUUUUUCCCCUACAAAUUGCAGAGCUUGGAAUGUUGAAAGGUGCCUGAGGAAUUCAGAUAUCCAAUUCCUACUAAAUCUCAAAAGAAUUUGGGUACCUAAUUCCCUUGAAUUCCUUUGGAAAUCCCAGCCAGAAACACUGAAGUCAGUUAAUCAGAAGACAACUAUUUUAAGUUCCAGAUAAUUAGUCAAUGUCUGUAAUGUGCUUUGCAUAUUUAAACUCCCAAAUAAGUUCAAUAAAUUAUUUACGAAUGUUCAUGCAUUAAUGCAUUCCUCCUUUUAACAUUAGUAUUCAUUUAUGGACAUGAGAUCACAUUUUUAGGUAGAGUAAAUGGUAGGACUUUAAUGGACUACAGUGAUUGCCACACCUGAAGAUCUUGGCCUACUAGUACUAAAUUAGAGAAGUAUUACUUAUAUUACCAAUGUAAAUGCAAUUAGAGAUUAAUUUCUUCAUGAAGCAAAUGAAGAAAUAAAAUCACAUUCUACCUACUUAUAUAUUAUCCUAUUAUAAUAUUAAUAGUACAAAGAUUGACUAAUUUUCAUUUAAAGGUUCUUGUUAGAAGGCUGCUGCACUGUUGCUCAUCAAACAAUCAGCUAUGGGGAUUAUGCAGCUGUAUAAUUGCUUCUGUGUUAAUCAUUCAAAUGCUUACGGUAUUUCUGCGGGAUUAUUUGUGUCUUGGUCUUUAAUUUAACAAUAUUAUCAUGGCUUUUGAGCAGGCAGGAGUCAACCCAAGAAGUGAGCUAUGACUUUUUUGGGAAAAAACAGGUAGACUAAUUUCACUUUAUUUACAACUCCUUUAAAUGUUUAACUAAUCCAGGGUGUAGCUUUGAGCAUGGAUAUUAAAUAGCAAAAUCAGCACAUUUUACACCUCUGUGUUCACAAUCUGCAGCUAACACAUCCACAAUAUAAAAUCUGCUCAAAUCCUGUUAGCGUGCAACUGCUGCCUUUAGUUUCUAAGGGUAGAAUUUUUUAAGCUACUAAAUGCCAUACAAGCGUAAAUCCAAGGUGAUUUGUGUCUAAAUCAUAUAGGCACUUUUGAAAAUCAUACACCUAAAGACUUUGUGCAUUAAACUCCCUCUGUACAUUUAGACUUAUUUUGUCCUACUGGAUCUGAUUAAUGUGCUUUUGAUAGCAAGAAAAAUCAGGGAUCACAUCCUGAAUGGACGUUUUCCCAAAUGAGGUUGCUUGCAUUAUAGGAGCGUCUUGUCCAUUCCCCUGGCACAAAAGAAUUCAUUUGCUUGUCUUAAAAC
Messenger RNA from Pelodiscus sinensis (Chinese soft-shelled turtle), 2372 nucleotides. RefSeq names its product uricase-like. Gene Ontology annotation, cellular component: peroxisome. The record is from RefSeq and is a predicted model, not a curated record. Gene Ontology annotation, molecular function: urate oxidase activity. Lineage: Eukaryota; Metazoa; Chordata; Testudines; Trionychidae. Gene Ontology annotation, biological process: purine nucleobase catabolic process; urate catabolic process.